GGGGAGGCGGGAGCGGCGUUUCCUAGCAGCGGGCGCCGCCAUGGCGCCGCGGCGCGGCGGGUCGCUGGGCUACGCGCUACUGUGCGGGCAGGCUGUGCUGCUGCUCGGCAACCUGCUGCUGCUGCACGGCGCCUCGCGCGGCCUCCCACACAACGGCAGCGAGCCCGAGGCGCCGGGCUCUGAGCCGGCUGCUGCCACCUGGGCCUACAGCGACCCGCGGGCGCCACUCGUCCUCUGCACGUACCUCCCCGAGGAGUUCGUGGAGUGCGACGAGCCCGUGGACCACGGCGGGAACGCGACGGCGCAGCAGGAGCUGGGCCACGGCUGCGUGAAGUUCGGCGGGCAGGCACACGGCGAUGUGGACCACACUCGGGUGCAGUGCCGGGCCCUGGACGGCAUCGAGUGUGCUGAGCCGCGGAGCUUCCUGCGGGGCAGCCGGCCCUGCGUCAGGUACACCGGCCAUUACUUCAUCACUACUUUGCUCUACUCAUUUUUCCUGGGCUGCUUCGGAGUGGAUCGCUUCUGCCUCGGCCACACAGGCACCGCUGUGGGAAAGCUGCUGACUCUGGGGGGUCUCGGGAUCUGGUGGUUUGUGGAUCUGAUUCUCCUCAUCACUGGGGGGUUAAUGCCCAGCGAUGGCAGCAAUUGGUGCACUGUGUACUGAGCAGAACCAGGGCGGAUCCCUAGAGCUCACUGUGGCUGCAGGACUGGAGAUGGACUCCUCCUCUUGCUUCAAAGCAUCAGAACAAACUCCACUUGAGGGCUUCUGACUUGCACAGAUAUGGAUUUACAAAGCUAUAACUUAAUCUGCAGAACAAUUGUUCUUGGUAAUUCCUCUGUACAUAUGUUGGACACAAAAUUAGGUAUAUAUUUUGCUCGUUUUAAACAAUCUGAGCUUUUUUCCUCUCAAGUGAUAAGUUUGACAACUCAGGCUUUGCAAACACAAGUGGUCAAAUUAAUAAAGUUUGGAAAGAGCUGA
Gallus gallus (chicken) is the source of this 979-nucleotide messenger RNA. RefSeq names its product TM2 domain containing 2 (gene TM2D2). The record is from RefSeq and is a predicted model, not a curated record. The coding region runs from base 41 to 664 and encodes 207 amino acids. The transcript is spliced from 4 exons. NCBI's taxonomy places the organism in Eukaryota, Metazoa, Chordata, Aves, Galliformes, Phasianidae.